Messenger RNA from Rodentolepis nana, 639 nucleotides. The record is from the annotation of a GenBank genome assembly. NCBI's taxonomy places the organism in Eukaryota, Metazoa, Platyhelminthes, Cestoda, Cyclophyllidea, Hymenolepididae.
AUGAAAUGGACAAUGAUGAUUGUCGCUACCCUCUUGCUACUCACUCAAUCAUCGAAUGCGAUUUAUUUCCAUAUUAAAGAAGGCUCGACGAAAUGUUUCAUCGAAGAUGUCCCUGAGGAUACCCUUAUAUCAGUAUCGUAUGCGAUAUCGGUAUUAGAUGGCGAUAAAUUUGUUCGCAACCCUGAUCAUGGUGUUCAUGUUGAAAUAAAGGAUCCUGAAGGAAAUGUUGUUCUUUCUAGGGUGUAUUCUUCCGAGGGAAAGUUUUUUUACACAUCACUGGCACCUGGGGACCACAGCAUUUGCCUUUCUACUCGUGGUUCUUCUUGGUCUAAGACACUCCUCCGUGUUAGUUUAGACAUUGGCAUCGGUGGUCAUGGUACUGAUUACAAAGAGGUCGCAUCUAAAGAAAAGCUUAAUGAUAUUGAGCUGCGUAUCCGUCAAUUGCUCGAUCAAGUUGCAAUGCUUGCAAAAGACCAAGACUUCCAACGUGCAAAAGAAGAAUACUUCAGACGUAUUAGCGAAAGCAUCAACAGCCGAGUUACUUGGUGGUCCAUCGUUCAAGUUAUUCUUCUUAUCCUUACUGGUAUUUUUCAAAUGCGGAAUCUCCGUUCCUUCUUCCUUGCCAAAAAGCUCGUCUAA